This is a messenger RNA of Aedes albopictus (Asian tiger mosquito), 2048 nucleotides long. Its product is annotated as zinc finger protein 425. Gene Ontology annotation, biological process: regulation of transcription by RNA polymerase II. Gene Ontology annotation, molecular function: zinc ion binding; DNA-binding transcription factor activity, RNA polymerase II-specific; RNA polymerase II cis-regulatory region sequence-specific DNA binding. The record is from RefSeq and is a predicted model, not a curated record. The coding region runs from base 223 to 1980 and encodes 585 amino acids. The transcript is spliced from 3 exons. Lineage: Eukaryota; Metazoa; Arthropoda; Insecta; Diptera; Culicidae. Gene Ontology annotation, cellular component: nucleus.
UAACAAAUACACACAGUAUUCGUAGCGGAGAAAGUGUGUAUGUGUGUGAGUCGUCUUACCUCUAGUUUUGACAUUUCUCCCGUUUGAUCGCCUCGAAUUAAAAAUAUCAAACAAGCUUGUUUGUUGUUUGCUGAUAUGUCUCUCUUAGUUUUGAACAAGUUUAAACUUUAAAUGUGAUAUUUUGAUCGGUGUUUUCCAGCACAUUGAGAAGCGCAAUACAACAUGACUACAAUAUCUUACGCCUCGGCGUGUCGCGUGUGUGCCCAAACCGGAGCAGACACCAUGGAGUCCAUCUACGAGCCUACGGUGGAAGGAAGGAGCCCUGCACAAGUUAUUGAGGAGUGUUUUUCUAUCGCGAUGAGCUCGUGUGAUGGCUUUCCCAACAAACUGUGUCAGAGUUGUAAGGACCAACUGAAAUCCGUACUGCAUUUCCAUGCAACUAUACUGGAAUCUGAGAAAAAGUUCAAAAGUUUGGUGGCUCUGCCAAAAAUAGAGUUUACGGAACCGGCCGAUGGGAACAUUUCAUCGGUAUUUAUCUCUGAGGAAUACAUUAAAACUGAGGUGGAUUCUGAAUGCGAAGAGAUCGUCCAUGAUAACAUAGACACCGAUGAAGAUGACGAACCAAUAGCUCGGCGGAAGCGUCGAACAAAACGAGAGAAAAAGCGGAAAAUUGUAGAAAAAGUAGAGCUUGUUAUUGAAAAACUAGAGCCUAACACCGUGGUAGAAGAGCCUGUAGAUCAGAAACCCAGCGUUGAGGAAGACGUAAAACCAGAUACGUCGAAGCCGGUAAAGAAGAGAUGGGUGGACAUUCAGAUUGAUUUGAACUCCUCUCCAGACAAUUCAUCUAGUGGUGAGAACUACUCCGACUAUGAUAGUGCCAAUAGCUCAGACAGUGAGGAAGGAGACCAAAAGCCGAAGAAAAAACGCCUGUACUAUGGAGUCAAGGCCGACUCACAACCGAAGCGAUGUUGCGAUUGUAAGGACUUCCCACUGGAUAGUCAUGAAAAGGUUGAAGAACAUUCCGACAAAUAUCAUUACCGGUACCGUGUGACCAACGAGCGGGACAUCGAAGACAAUCCAUUUGAAUGUCCGACCUGCUACAAACGAUUCGAAUCGAAGAAAGAAUUUCUGCGUCAUCAACGUAAGAUGUAUGUGGAACGGUUGCAUCCGUGUCCGAAGUGUGAUGAGGAGUUCGCCAACCAAUAUGUUCUCCAACGACAUCUCAAAUUGUAUCAUAAGAAAAAGAUGAUAAUUGAGCGGAUGGAAGAAUUGCGACAGGAAUCCCACAUAUGUUGCGCCUGUAAGAAAAAGUUUGAUUCUCACGAACAGCUUCGGGCCCAUGCCGAAGACGUUCAUCUCAAGCAGAGUCUCUCGUAUGAUGGAGAUUAUCAAUUUGAAUGUGAGGUUUGCUUCCGUCGUUUCAAAACUCGUCAGUCUAUGAAAGUGCAUCAGUACCGGAUGUUCAAGGGCAAGAAGUUCAUCUGCGCUCUUUGUGGCAAAGCAUUCAAGGAAAAGGCGUUCCUUCGUGAUCAUGAAAACUCCCACAGAAGAGAAAAGCCCUACGAGUGUCCAAAGUGUGACGCCCGGUUUUCCAUCAAAGGCUCGUACGACGCUCAUGUUCGGUUACAUGACGCAAAAGAAGAAUUCAAGUGCGAAUACUGUGGUCGUGGGUUCCGAACGAAAAGUCUGCUCAAGGGUCACCUCACCGUUCACUCGGAGGAUCGUCCCUUUAAAUGCCAUCUGUGUCCAAUCACGUUCACCCAGCAGCGCCUGUUGGAUUCCCACAUUGAGUUUCACCUGGGCAACAAACCAUUCAAGUGUCAACAGUGUCCGGCAUCGUACCGUUAUCAGCGUGAUUUACGGGGCCAUAUACGCGAGAAGCACGAGGGAAUUCUCAACUUCCAGUGUACGUUCUGUCCGAAGGCGUUCAACCGGAAGAAGCCACUGUUGGUGCAUCUGAAAACACACGAAGCAAUUUAAUGUAGACUGGCGCCCAUGUGAAUUGUCAAUAAAAUAUUGUGUACGUAUAUUUUAAGUGCCGUGAAUUA